Erythranthe guttata (spotted monkey flower) is the source of this 963-nucleotide messenger RNA. RefSeq names its product FKBP-like peptidyl-prolyl cis-trans isomerase family protein. The record is from RefSeq and is a predicted model, not a curated record. Gene Ontology annotation, molecular function: peptidyl-prolyl cis-trans isomerase activity. Gene Ontology annotation, cellular component: chloroplast thylakoid lumen. Lineage: Eukaryota; Viridiplantae; Streptophyta; Magnoliopsida; Lamiales; Phrymaceae.
UAAUAUUAUCCGCUUCACUCGCGUAAACCGAUUGGGUUUCCCUCCUCAACUGUGAAGCUGCUGAGCUGAGAGAAACCAAAAAUGGAACUCUCUCUCUUAGACCACCCACUCAAGCCCACCUUCUUCCACCACUCUCUCUCCGCCGCAGCCACAGGAAAGAGACAUACAUACAGGAAUGCAUCGUUAUUGCGCUGCCGUUGUUCUUCAUCUUCAUCGUCAUCGUCAUCGUUAGACAGAUCCGUACAGAAAUUGUCGUUGCCGAUUGAAGGAAGGAGGGCAUUUAUGGGUUUUCUCCUUUCUGCAGCUGCUGGAAUUUCCUUAUCUGAAGCAGCUAAUGCAGCAAGCAGAAGAGCUCUGAAAGGAGCCAAAAUACCUGAAAGUGAAUUUACAUCCCUCCCGAAUGGUCUAAAGUACUAUGAUUUGAAAGUUGGCGGGGGAGCUGAAGCAGUAAAGGGAUCUCGGGUUGCAGUGCACUACGUAGCCAAGUGGAAAGGCAUCACAUUUAUGACCAGUAGACAAGGCCUCGGUGUUGGUGGUGGAACGCCUUACGGAUUUGAUGUUGGUCGAUCUGAGAAAGGAGCAGUUCUUAAAGGAUUAGACUUGGGAGUUGAAGGCAUGCGGGUCGGAGGCCAGAGGGUACUGAUAGUACCUCCUGAGCUAGCCUAUGGAAGCAAAGGGGUACAGGAAAUUCCUCCUAAUGCAACAAUCGAGCUGGAUGUCGAACUACUGGCUAUCAAGCAAAGUCCGUUCGGGUCUGCCGUUAAAGUUGUUGAAGGAUAAUUAAGUUUGAUCUCUCCUUAUGAACAUAUAAAUAUGUGUCAUAUUAUUCAUUCAAAGUUUAUCUCCAUACAUUUUUGCUCAUGUGUGUGAAUUGUGAUAGUUGUGUGAAUAUGCUCCAAUGAUUUUUACUGAGUUAUUUGUAUUUCUCAUUUUGGACGUCUAUAAUUAAAUUUUAAUUAUUAA